UGAAUAUGAAAAUGAUAGUUUAAGCUUAGUUGAUUCUGAAGUCAACUAUGAUACUGAAGAAAAUAGUUACUUUCAGAAUGAUGAUAAUAGUAUAAAAUUAGCUAUUAGUCAGUUUACUGUGUUAGUAGAAA
Messenger RNA from Racocetra persica, 131 nucleotides. NCBI's taxonomy places the organism in Eukaryota, Fungi, Glomeromycota, Glomeromycetes, Diversisporales, Gigasporaceae. The record is from the annotation of a GenBank genome assembly.